Molecule: messenger RNA, 2202 nt
Organism: Akanthomyces muscarius
Lineage: Eukaryota; Fungi; Ascomycota; Sordariomycetes; Hypocreales; Cordycipitaceae
Exons: 5
Coding region: 1-2202 (733 amino acids)
Biological process (GO): DNA-templated transcription; regulation of DNA-templated transcription
Molecular function (GO): zinc ion binding; DNA binding; DNA-binding transcription factor activity, RNA polymerase II-specific
Source: RefSeq, a predicted model, not a curated record
AUGGAAUCUGCAGCAAACGUGGAAGAGGGCUCUGCUGAGCCGGCGUCGCCUCAGAAUUAUGCUCGCAAACCGCUCAGCUGCUCAACAUGUCGCAUCAAGAAGAUUCGCUGCGACAAGCGCAUGCCAUGCUACCACUGCGUCAAGGCGAAUAUUCGAUGCACUUUCCCAGUGCAGAGAAAGCCAAGGGAACGUAAACCUCAUCUCAAAAACCGGCUACCGGAGGAACGGAAAGUUGCCGAGGCCGUCGGCGAUGCCUUGGCAGACAGGUUGCAGAGUCUGGAGACACAGGUCUCGUCACUACAAACACAAUUGGUGGACGCGAGCAAAGGCGACAAAACGCAGCCGCCAAACUAUGAGCUGGUAAAACGGAUGGCAUUGCGUCCGCAUGCAAGCUCGACGGGCGCUGGUUCGCACAUUAAAUCCUCGUUCUGGGCUAGCAUCAAUUCUGAGUUACAAAAGCAGCUCUCAUCACGGCGCUCAAAAAGCAUACAGCUGCAGUUUCAGUACAGUGCGCUGGCAGGGCCCAGCUUUCCUGCGCAAAAUCAACCCGAUGUCUCUAUGCUCCUGUUCAAGUCGUUUCAAGGACUGCGACAUCCUCUCCAUCACCCACCGGAAACGCACAUCAUGCUCUUCUGGAAUGUUUUCAAAGAAAACGUUGAGCCCAUGGUGAGAUUGCUACACAACCCAACAAUGGCCAACCUGGUGGAGAGGGCGCUCUGGCACCGGCAUACGCUUUCCACCGCUGAGCAUGCUCUUCUUUUCUCAAUAUACUAUGUUGCAACAGCAGCCAUGGGCGAAGAAACGAUCAUUCGAGAAUUUUCCGUCUCCAAAGGCGCUUUGCUCAGUCGCAUGCGAGUGUUGGUAGAGCAGGCGCUCGUUGCUGCCAGAUUUGCUACUACAGUAGAUCUGACUGUUUUUCAAGCUCUCAUGUUUUUCGUGCUAGUACUUCGCAAGACAGGAGAAGCUCGAAGCGCAGGAAGUCUAGUUGGUGUCAUCGUACACCUCGCUCAAUGCUUACGCCUACACAAAGACGGUGCGGGAAUAUAUGAUCUUACACCAUUCCAAACGGAGAUGCGCCGCCGAUUAUUCUGGUGCGUCAUUGUCCUUGAUCAGCGCUCUGCAGAAGAUUUGGGCACAAAUCCCAUGAUACCCGAGCACAUGUGGGAUACGCCGCUGCCGCUCAAUAUCAACGACGACGACAUCAGCGAGAGUUCGCCUGCCUUACCCGAAGAGCGAAACGGCAUGACAGACAUGACGUUUUGUCUCAUUCGCGUACAUACUAUGCAAACCUCGGUGAGGAUAAGGCGACUCGCCUCCGAAGAGCCUGGCCAAACAAUUGAGGCGCUUGAUCAGUUUUGCGAGGAAAUGUGGCAAGAAACGUAUGAGAUGCUCAAGAAGAAAUUCGUAGACCCAAACCCCAGCCACGAGCUGGCCUGGGCCGCAGAGACCAUGGCGUCAUGUAUCAUCUCCAAGAUGAAACUGACAGACCAAUGUUCGUUUUACUCACCUGAAGACGCGCACACAAUGACCGAGUCAAUGCAGAGCCGCUCCACGGCGCACCUUGCCUCGGCCAUUCGCGUCAUGGAACAAAACCACUCGGCCAACCUCGACGACCGCUGGGCCAAGUGGAAAUGGAUCUUUGUCGCCUACUCGCGCUGGCACGGCUCCGCCAUCCUGUUCAAGGAAAUGCUCCGCAGGCAGUGGACGCCCGUCAGCGAGCAGGGCUGGGUGACGCUGCACAAGAUCAUGGGCGACUCCAAGUUGGGCGAGCUCGAGUGCCUGCGGGACCAGCCGGUGAUGCCGCUGCCCUUUGGCUUCAUCUACGAGCUCACCAGAAAUUACCGAGAGUCCGAAUAUGCGAGACUGCGCGGCCAGCCAGAGGAGGCGCGACGGCUGUGCGACGAGGCCGUGCGCGACAACGGGCAGCACCAGUACGGCGCUAGCUGCGGCGAUCGCCCCGGGGUUUCGGCCUCAUCUCUGGAGCGCUGGCAGCGGGCAGCAGGCCUCGUUCACACGGUCGAGGAUAUGUCCGCGCAAGUACCGCGCGGCGUUAUCGCAUCCUUGGAAGAUGAAGAAAGCAUCGCAGGGUUCGCAGGUGUUGUCUUGUGGCGUUGGCACAUCUACGGAUCUAGAACUCGCGACGCCUCUCCCGUCUACACAUUCCAGCGCCUUCGAGAUCAGCCUGCGUGGAUGGCUCAUUGA